UGGGCGACCCGGCAGGCGCGAUGGCUACUGUGAAGGAGAAGGCGGCAGCUUUGAAUCUCUGCGCGGUGUAUAGUCCGGCUGACAAACCCCCAGGGUUCAGCUUGGCGCAAAGACCAUUUGGAGCCACGUAUGUCUGGAGCAGCAUUAUCAACACACUUCAGGCCCAAGUUGAAGUGAAAAAGCGGCGUCAGAACCUUAAAUGCUAUCGGGACUGUUUUAUUGGCUCGGAUGCGGUGGACGUGGUCUAUGCCCAUCUUCUCCAGAACAAAUACUUUGGGGAUGUGGAUAUUUCCAGGAUCAAAGUCGUGAGAGUGUGUCAGGCAUUGAUGGACUACAAAGUGUUUGAGGCGGUUUCUACCAGAGUCUUUGGAAAGGACAAACGACCAGUGUUUGAAGACAGCAGCUGCAGCCUCUAUAGGUUCCCGAAUGCAGCUAACCCAGUGGAUAGCCCCUUUGGGAAAGAGUAUGGCCAUUUUAUACGUCAAAGACAGGAGAAAAGAGCAUUAUGUAGCACACCAGUGAAAUCUGAUAGCUUGGAGGAUCUCUUGGAAAACUUGAGUCUAAAGCCUGUUUGUUCCUCUCAAGUAAAUAUCUCCUCAAUGUUGUCUCGCCAAGUUAUUAAUGAAGUCUGGAGAGAGCAAACAAUUGCCCGCCUCCUGCAGCUUAUAGAUCUUCCACUACUUGACUCUUUACUUGAGUACCAAAAGACAAGAUCCAGAUUUCUACAAACAAAGCCAGAAUCUGAAUGUAGCAUCGCCAGCAACUACCUGGACCGAGAAAUUUUGAAAGCUUUUGGUGACUCACAGGCAGAUGAAUGGUUGUCAGCAGCAAUAGACUGCUUGGAAUAUCUCCCAGAUCCGAUGGUGGUUGAUGUUAGCCGAAAUUUGCCCGCUCGGCCUGACAAAGCGCAUGUGGGGAAACUACUGCUGUUUGAUGCCAUUGGCAGAUAUUACAGCCAAAAGAAGGAGCCACUCUUAAAGCAUGCACCUGAUAUCCACCUUGGAAUUGCAGAGCUGCUAGUUAAUGGAAAGACUGAUCAAGCUUUGGAGGCGGUUCAACUCUACUUGAAGUUGCUGGAUAGCCCAACACGAGAGGAGUUCAGGAGGCUACUUUACUUCAUGGCUGUUAUAGCUCAGAGUUCUGAGCUGAAGCUGCAAACAGAGAGUGACAACCGGAUGGUUGUGAAAAGAACUUUCUCUAAAGCAAUAGUCAACAAUAAAAAUUUAUCUAAAGGAAAAACAGACCUGUUGAUUUUGUUCUUGGUGGACUAUCAAAAAGAUGUCUUAAAGAUUCCAGGGACAUUGCAUAAAAUGGUUAGUGACAAGCUUGUGGCUUUACAGCAUGGGAGAGAUGCCAACCUGAAUACAGGAUAUACUUUCUGCCAGAGGCUUGAUGAAAGCGAGUAUUACUGCAGUGCCAAGAAGACUACAAAAGAGGAACUUGUAUCUUUGAUAAAAACUAUUGAUGAGGACUCUAAUCUGUCUGCCAAAGAGCGAAAGAAGUUGCUAGAUCAAUUCUAUACUAGUAAUCCAGCUAUCUUUUUGCAGUAUUUUGGAGAGAAAACUACUGAUGAGGCUGUGUAAUUUUAGUCCUCGGAGCCAUGAUGGAUGCUAUAAGCUUUUGGAAAGAAUUAUUUUGUAUCUUUUAGACCUUUUGUAUUUGUACUUAAAUAAAAUUGUUUUAUGAAUAUGGAUGAAAU
This is a messenger RNA of Elgaria multicarinata webbii, 1699 nucleotides long. It is a transcript of the gene DEPDC7, whose product is annotated as DEP domain containing 7. Gene Ontology annotation, biological process: intracellular signal transduction. The coding region runs from base 21 to 1583 and encodes 520 amino acids. The transcript is spliced from 9 exons. The record is from RefSeq and is a predicted model, not a curated record. Lineage: Eukaryota; Metazoa; Chordata; Lepidosauria; Squamata; Anguidae.